AUGCUCAGGCGUUCGAUACAUUGCCAUCAGCUUCUCUUUCUAACUCAAGUCUGGAUUUAUGGGAUUGCUGAUGCCGCAACAGAGGUUGUAGCAGUGUGCAAUGAGGAUGCAUCGCUCCCUUGUCAAGUUGUUCAGGAUCCACAGGUCACAUACAAGGAAAUCUCUUGGUAUAAGAUUGAUGAAAAGAGUGGAGACAUAUCAAAGGUAGAAUGGGAGAAGCUGCAGUAUAAUAAGGAACAGAAUUAUUUAGGACAACUUAAUUCAUCUUCAGAGAUCUCCAACAGCAAAUGGUAUUCUCUGAGGAUUAUAAAUACUACAAACUACAACAGUGGGACAUAUAAGUGCAUCUUGGAAACAUCAGAUAGAAAGUACAAUGAAAGUAAUACUAUUACAUUAAUAGUAAAAGGUUGUCCAGAGCAAUUAGAAGAAGCAACAUUUAAAAAGCACAAAGCAGAACUUGUGUUGCUGUGCUCACUUGGACUUUUCUAUUUGCUGCUCAUUUUUUUUACCUGCAGUUGCCUAAAGGACAACGGGUCUCAAGAUUUCCAUAAAUCCAGAAAAAGACACGUCACCAACAGCCUUCUCCUUAACAGUACCUAUCAAAAUAAUGACUCCAACAGCACUGGCAAAGACAAACUUAAUCAGCAGUCUCUGCCAGUUGAUUUUCUUCAACUGGUGGAGACUCAUCAAUAG
Euleptes europaea (tarantolino) is the source of this 693-nucleotide messenger RNA. RefSeq names its product CD83 molecule (gene CD83). The record is from RefSeq and is a predicted model, not a curated record. The transcript has 5 exons. The coding region runs from base 1 to 693 and encodes 230 amino acids. Lineage: Eukaryota; Metazoa; Chordata; Lepidosauria; Squamata; Sphaerodactylidae.